Molecule: messenger RNA, 1665 nt
Organism: Passer montanus (Eurasian tree sparrow)
Lineage: Eukaryota; Metazoa; Chordata; Aves; Passeriformes; Passeridae
Gene: TSGA10
Product: testis specific 10
Source: RefSeq, a predicted model, not a curated record
AUGCAGGUUAUAUUACAAAGAGAAUAUGAAACAAAGCAAGGAUCACCUUCAAGGCUUGAUGCCUUUAUUUAGUCACUGGAAAAGGACAGAGACUGCCAUAAAUGUGAGACUGAGAAUUUGUUGAAGGUAUUAAGAAACACAUUCUCAAGUCCUAAGUAAAUCUCUACUUGUGGCAGCAUAAAAAAAAAAAAAUCAUCCAUCCAGGCACAGGAGUAGAUUUCCCAGCUUUGUCAGGAAGCUAUAAAAUUCCCCAGGCCUCCUAAAAGCAUCACUCCUGUGAUAGCUCAAGCUGUAUUAAGACACAUGGAGAUAGAAAGGAAUACAGCACUGUCAGAUUGCCAAAGGAUGCCUACACAACAGGAUGGCCACAAGGAGCAGUUACAGAUUUCCCAAGAAGCUGCAUUUAAUGAAAAGGCUCAUUUGGAACAGAGAAUUGAAGAGCUUUAAAUGACUGUUCACAAUUUAGAUAGUGAACAGUUAGAACAGAUGUCUAAAGUGGCACUGGUGAAAGACACCAUUGAUUCUCUGGACACUGAAAUGAAAAGAUUGACAAGUACUGGAUUCUGAAACUGAGUGAGUUGACAGGAAUCUGAAUAUGCUUCUCUUAGUUUAUUGAAUGAAAAGACAGAACUGAGUCUUUCAGAGAUUCAGUGAAGAUUUGUGAAGUAAAAACUUGAAAUGCAACUUAACCAAGAGAAAAUUAUGCAUUUAGAUGAAAAAGCUGAGAUGGUACUAAAUAAAAAACAAGCAAAGUACCAAACUGAGCUUGAUGAUAUGAAAUUGAAAGCCCAGGAUUCAAACAGAGAUAUUUUCAGGCUGAAGAAUGUGCUGAAGUCUAAAGUGAGAGAGAGAACUGUGAGCUCUUAUCACAAAGCCUGUGAACAAGGAGAAAGCUGGGAAGCAAAAUGCCAUGAAGCAGACAGGCUUUUCCUGUUAGACUGGCAGUGAUCAGUGCAAUCUGAGAGCCACAGUUGGAAAGGGAAAACAGAGUCCCUUGAAAUACAGAUGGAGCAACAUUUAACAACAGAAGCAGCAUACAAGUUUCCUAUUUCUGCCUUAAGCAACUCUCUUGUGAAAAUGGGCAGAGGGCCUCAAAACAUGCAUUAGGAGAGAGCCUCUGUACUUGGAAAUGUCACAUCUACACCAGAACUUUGCAUUAAAGCAGAUGCAAUCAAAGAAUGAUUAAAGUAGCAUUUAAUUUCCACAGCAGAGAAAGUAGAAAGGAUGCAGAGCAAGGGUGCAUCAAACCAUUCUGAAACAGAGCUGCUGGGAAAUAAAAAAGCAUCUAUAAAAAACCUGGAAUCUUCACUUGUGUCCAAUUGUGAGAAGGAAUUUCAGCCACAGAGAGCAAACCAAGAGGAAGUCUCUGAAAUUCAGUUUCACAAGGAACAGCUUGCUUUAGUAGAAAAUAAUUGUGCUGUGCAGAAUCAAGAUUUUACUCACCUCAGAAACAGAGCAGCAGAGUCAGAACUGGAUAUCACCAAAACACAGCUGGGGACUGAGCACUUUGAUAGAUGCGAGCAGCUUGAGCCAAAGCCCUUCACCAGAUACCACCGCCAGGAUCCUGACUGCACCUACGUGCUGCAACUGCCCCGCCACCUCCAACACUCGCUCGAGAAAAUAACCUGGAGAUGGCUCGUCGCUACCUUAAGCCACUUAGGGUAG